This is a messenger RNA of Malania oleifera, 639 nucleotides long. Its product is annotated as large ribosomal subunit protein eL31. The record is from RefSeq and is a predicted model, not a curated record. The coding region runs from base 118 to 483 and encodes 121 amino acids. Gene Ontology annotation, cellular component: cytosolic large ribosomal subunit; ribosome. Gene Ontology annotation, molecular function: structural constituent of ribosome. NCBI's taxonomy places the organism in Eukaryota, Viridiplantae, Streptophyta, Magnoliopsida, Santalales, Ximeniaceae. Gene Ontology annotation, biological process: cytoplasmic translation. The transcript has 2 exons.
GGGCUUUCAUGUACCACGACUGAACCAAUUUAGGGUUUGUGACUUUGGGCUGCUUCUUUUGCAAGGUAACAAGGUUUGUUUUGUCUGGGCAGAGGGAGCUUCGCCCGCUGCGCAACAAUGGUGGAGAGAUCGAAUAAAUCCAGAAAGGAGGAGGUGGUUACUAGAGAAUACACUAUCAAUCUCCACAAACGCCUUCAUGGAUGCACAUUCAAAAAGAAGGCUCCCAAGGCCAUAAAGGAAAUCAGAAAGUUUGCCCAAACAGCGAUGGGAACAACUGAUGUUAGAGUGGAUGUAAAGCUGAAUAAGCUUAUUUGGAGCCAUGGAAUCCGAAGUGUUCCGAGGAGGGUUCGUGUACGCAUUGCUCGGAAGAGAAAUGACGAUGAGGAUGCAAAGGAGGAGCUUUACUCACUCAUCAUGGUUGCUGAGGUCCCACCGGAGGGACUGAAAGGAUUGGGCACUAAGGUCAUUGAUGAAGAAGAUUGAGACAACUUCCAUGAGUAGGCAUGUUUUUGGUGACUUCAUUUAUUUUUAGGCAAUGUUUGUUGAUGUUCCCAGCUUGAUCAAGGAACUUAAAAGUCAAAACUGCCUACUUUGAUUGUAGCUUCUAUUGGCAUUUAAUCAGAUUUUUGUGAUUGAUCA